UGAAUAUGGAUGUAUCAAAGUAUUAUUCUAGAAGAAAUGAUGGUUCUUAUGUUGUGCAUUUUCCUAAUUCCGAAGGAACAAGUUUAGAUGAAAUUAACAAAAUAUUUUCUGCUUUUGGUAAAGUUUUAUCUAUUGAUGAUCGAGGAUUGUGCUUUGUAAGAUAUCAACAUCUAAUGGAUGCAAAAACUUGUGUCGAAUCUUUACAAAAUCAUCCAUUUAUAAAAAUUUUACCGCAUAAAAAUAAAAUAUCCACUGAAUCUAAACAAAAGCAAAAUCUAAACAAGAAGACUAAAGAAUCCUGCAAGAGUCAAUUAAAAAAUACAAUGACUAGUAAAUCAUUCAAGAAAGAUGUAGAUGAUCAGAAAUACAGUGAAUCUGUCUGUUCUGAAAACAGUUGUACUAAUUCGUUAAAAAGUAUUGACAAUGAUAAUCAUUCCUCUAGAACAUCACCCUUAAAACACUUUGUUAACAAAGAUACAAAGAGAAAUAAAAGUUCACGUGAUGAAGAUGAAAUUCCAUCAUUGAUUUCCAAUGACCAAAUAUUUAUGUCUGAUAAUGAAUGUUCUACAUGGAAUGGAAUAGCUGUACCAGCUCAUGAAGUAAUUGUAGCUAAUGUCCAUCCUAAAUUUGGAAUACAUUAUAUACUGCAUCUUUUUGAAAAAUAUAACCCAAUAUCCGCGUCAUUUAUGACCGUGGUACCAAAAGCAAAAAUAAGAUAUUGUCAUGUUUACUUUCAAACACCUGAAGAAGCUUUAGCAGUCGAGAAAGAAUUCGAUACGCAAAUCUUGCAUGGAAACAAUCUUAUUGUUUUAAGAUCACAGAAAUUAAUGCAGGAUAUCCUUUUAACAUAAAUGUGUUUUUU
Molecule: messenger RNA, 862 nt
Organism: Colletes gigas
Lineage: Eukaryota; Metazoa; Arthropoda; Insecta; Hymenoptera; Colletidae
Exons: 1
Coding region: 6-851 (281 amino acids)
Molecular function (GO): RNA binding
Source: RefSeq, a predicted model, not a curated record